AUGACGGAUUACACCGUCAGGGUUCAGCGCAUCCAGUACUUCGCUGCCCAGGUGUCCCACCAGAGCGAGAUGACGCUCUUCAUUGACAACGUUGGUCCCGACUGCACGAAGUCGCAGCUGCUGCGCUGGCUCGACUCGAGCGGCUUCCAGGACACUUACGACUACCUCUAUGUCCCUCGGUGCUUCCACACGCGGAAGAGCACGGGCCAGAUGUUCAUCAACUUCUUCGUCAUGGAUGUGAUCGACGCGUUCGUCGAGGCUGUGAAAGCUUCCGAUUUCGGGGCCGGCCGCGCCCUGAGGGUGCAGCUGUCGACGACGCAGGGCCUGGAGGCCAACAUGUCGAGGUGGGUCCGCGCGCGCUCCAGGCGCAUCCGGGACGCCGAGGUCCUGCCCUACGUGCGCCCGCUCGACGGGUCGGGAGUGGCCCACCCCGCCGAGGCAGUGCCGGCUGCGGCCGCGUCGCCGCAGUGCAGUGAGGUCCCGGUGCCAGCCGCGUGGACCUGCCUGCACGGGGCGGCCCUGCCGGGCCGGCCCGCGGGCGCGCCGACGUCUUGCGACGCCGCUCGCGGCGGUGGGCCUGGCGCACAGGCGACCGCGAGUUCCAGCUUCACCUCCAAGGCAACGAUCAAGGCGAGUGGCCGCGAGGUGAGCAGUACAAAAUCCAGGGACGGUGCUGGUCGCCCACGAUGA
Molecule: messenger RNA, 690 nt
Organism: Prorocentrum cordatum
Lineage: Eukaryota; Dinophyceae; Prorocentrales; Prorocentraceae
Source: the annotation of a GenBank genome assembly